CCGCCCGCUAAACAGAUGCAAUCUGGAAGGCAAACCGAGUGCACUGCGUCUUCAUUGCUCCUGAAUGUUACCUGUAUUUGCAGGGAUUUCAUUUUUGUUAUGGUGGCACCAUCCCUGGGGCCCGUAACAAAUUGUGGGGGCUCGUCCGGGAUCCACUUCCAAUAGACUCGUCGACGGAAGAGGGUCCAGAGAUAUCAGAACCAUCAGGCCAACGCGAGGUGACGUUGCUGUAGCCAAGACGACAGCUGGUGAGUGUCCGUGAGGGGAAGCCAAGAUUCAGGCGAGGAUCUUCGUUCUGCCAAGGGAACUGCACUGCUGUGUCUCACCAGUGGAAGCACAUCAUGUCAACAGCACGCAAGGAGCUGGUUUGGAGCAUCAAAAAGAACCUGUAUAGGCUUUCAGGUGGGGAAGCCUACCAGCUAGCAAGAGACAUUGCAACUGACUAUCCAGGUGAUGAGUUAGAACCCACUGAUGAAGAAGGUUGUGUGGAAUGCAUUAUUAAAUAUAUGCAGUCUGAUGCCUUGUUACAAUCUGAAGAUGAAGGAAUGAGUCAGCUGCUAGUGUUAAAUGAUAUGUUGUGCAGCAUAAUUGAAAAUCGUGAUUUGCUUAACAUAGUGCAUAAGGUUGCACAGUCACAGGACAAUGUUAAUGUACCCGCUAAGACAGUAGAGUGCACCACACUCACACAUGCUGCCUCCCAUCAGUCACCACCAGUUACUGAUGCUCUACAGCACACUGACUUUGGUGCACAGACACCCAACACCAAUCAAAGCUUAACCCAGGCUAGAAUCACACGAGGUGAGCUGGGUAAGCAGCCACAGCAGUUUGGAACUUGGAGUAACCCACAACCCAGUGAGGUGCACAGUACACAUGACACAGCAUCACGUGCUACAUUAUGUCAUACUCCAUCACAUGUAGCCAGUGAGAGGAUGGUUUCCAUAAAGGACCUCUCUUACCUCCAGCGGAGGGAAUUUAAGGUACACGGUGGACAGAUUGGGGACCACAACUCUGACAUAACUUACAGCAGCAUGUGCAAACAGAUUGAUGAAGGAAUCAGAGAGGGUUUUACAGAUGCUGAGGUAAUCCGAGGUGUACUGAGGAUAGUGAAGCCAGGUGUCUUCAAGGACAUGCUCAUCAACAAAGAGGAAAUCACCAUCAGUGAAAUCAAGAGCUUCCUCCGAUCACACUUGGGCGAAAAGGCCAGUACUGAAUUGUUCCAAGAACUAAUGUGUGCAAAACAGAAUGACCAAGAAACCCCCCAACAGUUUCUGUACCGUAUGAUUGGGCUCAAACAGAAGAUCCUUUUCCAGUCAAAACAGGCCAGUACAGACAUUCGCUAUGACCGCAGGACUAUUCAGGGAGUAUUUCUUCACAGCAUCUAUCAGGGUUUGUGCGCAAAGCACACUGACAUCAGACAACAGCUGAGACCGCUUCUCUCAAACAGCGAAGUCGCCGAUGAGGAGAUUCUCAGCCAGGUUACAAAAAUGAUGAGUGAUGAAAAUGAACAUCAGCGUAGGCUAGGCCAUGCUCCCCGUCAAAAAACAACACAUGCACACAGUAUCCAAGUGGAAGAAAGAGAGGGGACCGUAGACCAGGGUGGUAGUGAGAUGAUACAGCAGCUCAGUGUACAAGUAGAGGCUUUAGCUAACAUGGUCGCAACUCUAAUGGACCAACAGACAGCAACCCACUCAAAAGCUGUACCUACCCAAACAGCAGACCAAGACAAGUUGCAUACCACCCAGCCUCUUGCUCACCAAGCACCCACUCCUCCACCAAGUCAGCCCUCUGUUGUGAGGAGAGGUAAAAUAUUCAGCUGCACCAACUGCAUGCAGCAAGGCUCAGAGAACUGUAACCACUGUUUUUUGUGUGGGGACCCCGGGCAUAGAGCAGUUGGCUGUCUGAAAAGACCCAAACAGUCGGGAAACGGGAGUCGGUCUCUGUUGAGGGACAGACAGAGGCCAUUCCACAGUCUCAGUCCCGCUCAGUAAUGGCCACCCACAAACAGAGACAUCGGAAUGGAAAGAAACAUAGCAAAAAAACAAGACAUUCAUGCCCUCUUAAGACACAAGCUGCUAGUAACAGUACAGUGCGCACAGUGCCACUAAUUGGUAGAAAGAGUCUGAUUAAUUGUUUUCUCAAUGGCUUUGCUGUCUCAGUACUAUUUGAUACUGGUUCACAAGUAAGCAUCAUUGAUAGAGCCUGGAAAGAGGCAUUCAUCCCUCAAAAUGCAGUAAGGCCUCUACAAGAGCUCCUGGAGCCUGGGGAACGCUUUGACUUGUGUGCAGCAAAUGGCCAGUCCAUCCCAUAUGAUGGGUGGGUGGAGCUAGCAGUCAAUCUCCCAGGGAAUGUUGACCCCAACCUCACAAUGGAAGUCCCCUUCCUUGUUAGCCAGAUCCCGCUUCCCCAGCCACUACUGGGAGCCAAUGUUCUCCAGGGGAUGGUAAAUAACCAGCAAACUGAUGCAGACGCACAAACUAUGAUCCUUAGCCUCCUCAGCAAAGCCCUAGGAGUAGAGGAAGAGCAGGCUAGGGCCAUGGUCAACUUCAUCAGUGUUCAGAAAGAGCCAAAUUACAGUAUGGCUGCCAUUCGAGUAGGUAGGGAAAAUAUCAAUCUCCCACCUGGUAAAACGGUGCGUGUGCGAUGUAAAGUACCACCUACCUUUGACAUUUCCAAUCCUGUGGUCCUGUAUGAACCACCGGAAGAGAGUUCCAUCCUCGA
Archocentrus centrarchus (flier cichlid) is the source of this 2718-nucleotide messenger RNA. RefSeq lists its product as uncharacterized. Gene Ontology annotation, molecular function: zinc ion binding; nucleic acid binding. The record is from RefSeq and is a predicted model, not a curated record. Bases 342 to 1988 code for a protein of 548 amino acids. The transcript is spliced from 2 exons. Lineage: Eukaryota; Metazoa; Chordata; Actinopteri; Cichliformes; Cichlidae.